Molecule: messenger RNA, 702 nt
Organism: Symbiodinium natans
Lineage: Eukaryota; Dinophyceae; Suessiales; Symbiodiniaceae
Source: the annotation of a GenBank genome assembly
AUGGGGGCCCCGGUCUGGAUGCAAGGCCGGGCCCCACCCCGGUACAUGACCACGACGCUCCACGAGCCCAUGGGCAUGGCGGUCUGCCGGGGUGAGCUGCUCAUCGCGGACUACAGGAAUGCCAGAAUACGGGCCUACAACCUGGAAACGGGCAUUAUCACCACGAAAGUUGGCUCUGUGGUGGGCUACUCCGGAGAUGGUGGUGCGCCCUCUCAAGCCAAGCUCAAUGGCCCAACGGGCGUGGCUUGCGACUCUCUGCGAGGCUAUUGGAUUGCUGACACCGGGAACUCGGCCAUCAGGGGCGUGCUGGUGGUGCCCGGGCAGUCCGACGUCAUCUCCACUGUGAUUGGGGGCCUUGGCCAGGGGCUGGCCCCGGCCGGCACGUGGACGACUGCUGCGCAGCUGAGACGGCCCAUGCAGAUCGCGAUGUCGAACACGGAGUGGGGCGCACCACGGUCCCUGACAUUUGUGGACACCGGGAGCGCCAUUGCCCGCUUCGUGCCGCUGGGCACCCGCGUCAUGGAGGGCGCCGUUCAGCACGUGAUUGGCACCGGCGAACAAGGAUACAGGCAAAAUGCAGCCAAGACGAACCUGGCGUUGGACAACCCGGAAGGUAUCGCGGCCCACCACUCGACGGUCUUCGUGUCCGACACGGUCAACCACCGCAUCGUCAUGGUGAUAUGCCAGCGAGUGAUCUCAUGA